Crotalus tigris (Tiger rattlesnake) is the source of this 2698-nucleotide messenger RNA. RefSeq names its product rhomboid-related protein 3-like. The transcript has 8 exons. The record is from RefSeq and is a predicted model, not a curated record. Bases 1291 to 2646 code for a protein of 451 amino acids. Lineage: Eukaryota; Metazoa; Chordata; Lepidosauria; Squamata; Viperidae. Gene Ontology annotation, cellular component: membrane. Gene Ontology annotation, molecular function: serine-type endopeptidase activity; calcium ion binding.
UCUCUCUCGCUCUCUCUCUCUCUCCUUUCCUCGCUUUUAGCGCGCAGUACAGAGAAAAGAGACGGAGGCUACCGGGCUCCCUGCCAGGAAGGGCGCGUCGGGUCCCGUCCCGUCCCUCAGAUCCUGCGGGGAGCCGCAAAUCCUCCGCUUUGCCAAGCCGCGCUCGGAUUGACUGAAGAAAAAAAUCCCGGCGGCGAAGCAAUGCAGCAAACGGCGCUCCUGCGGCCGGGGCUGGCGGCGAGGACGCGCUUCGCUCGCCCGCUCUAAGCGCCCCCCUCGGGCUUGCGAUGCCAGCCCGGGCGACCCACGUGCUAUUGAGAGCCCCGGCCGGCUCGGAGCGUCGGUUCUUCGUCUCUCUGCGUUUUCGGCCCGGCUUUGAGCUGAUCGCUUUUCCCUGCCGGGGCCGGAGGCGAUCGCCGUUGAGUUCUCGCAGAGAUCGGCUGCCUCGCCUUCCGCAAAGCGGGACUUAUGGCAACAGCGAGCGACGUGCUUGGCGCGGUCGUCCCGAGAUGGUCGCAGAGUUACCGGCUCAUCGGAGGUCGAGAUUGCGAAUCUGACAACGCCGGGAGUCGGGGAGCCUCUGGGAGGUAGACCUUAUUUUGCAAGGUCACCGGAGAAGAGAAGGAGAGAGGGACGCCUGCCCUCGCCGGACUUGGGGCCGGUUGCAGUGCUUUGCAGCCGGAGAGGGACUCCGACCGCGGCAUCCUAACGCGGGAGGGCUCCAGAUCCGCAGCAAUCAAGGUACAGCCGGCGGAAAGUUGUGCGCCUCUGCAGCGCCUGUAACGCCGCAGCCAGGAAGGACGGCGACUCUGAGCGGGCGAGCUUCUCCCAGGACCCCAGGCUAGGAAAUCCCUUGCGUGCCCCCCCCCCCAGGGUGCAGCCUCGAGGGGUUGGCCAGCCCGAGUGGGGAGUGGGAGGGAGGCGUCCUGCCAAUCUCGGGAAGGAGCGCGGCCCCCGCUUCCUAGACAGAAAAGGGGAGGGGAUGAAGGCGGCGAUGGCUCUGGGACCGCCACGGAAGAGCGGGUGUCCUUUUCCCGCGUGGCGCGGCGCGGCUCCCCGUGAGACCAAGGCGGCGGCGCCGCGUACCCCGCGCCCGAAGGUGCUUUGAACGGUCGUCCCGCAUGAACGGGAGUGGACGAGACGCUGCCCGAGGGACAAAAAGUUUGGUCGAGCCUGCCGGCUCUUUUUAAAGCGAGCCGCCCGUAAGAAGUUCCCGGAUCCCUUCCCCGGAUCCGCCCUUGGACUCGGAGCCGAGACACGCCAGCCCGAUCAUGCCCGUGGGGGAGCCCGAUGACGCCGCGCCUCUGGCCUUGCAGAGUUACCGCUACUCUUGAAGCGACCCCGGGCUGCGAGCGGCAUGGAAGGGCGGCGGAGCAGCGGCCGAGCGCUGCGGAGGCGGCUUUGAAAGUUGGGCGCGCCGUCACUUCUCGGCCGCCCGCGCCCCCGAGAGGAGCGCCUGAGCGGGAAGGGAGGGGAGGGGAUCGGCGGGCGAGGAGGCCUCGUCUGCCGCUGCCGAAGAUGGGAGACGGAUUGCCGGAGCCGGCCCGCGCCGCCAAGCCUUCCCCCGCCGUGGCCGCCUGCUCCGAGGCAGAAGCCAUCGAGGUCCUGGAGAGCGCGGAGGAGGGCUUUCCCGGCGCUGCAGAGGACAACCCGAGAGGGGGAAGGAACCAAGGUUCAUCCACUCCAACCAGCGGUCCACAGCCACAGUUGCCAAGUCAUCAGCCCCCUGCAGAUCAGCCUUUCCUGACCAGAACACAGGGUGACCCAAGCAAAGGGCAGAAGCAUGGCAGAAAGCACUGGAAAGCUCUGUUUGAUCAGCUUGAUCCCGAGAAUACGGGUUACAUCAGCACAGAGAAAUUUCGGUACCUCCUCCAAAGACAUAGCUCUGAACUGGAUCCACAUAAACUGGAAGUACUUUUGGCUUUAGCAGACAACAAUUCGGAUGGAAAGAUUUGUUAUCAAGACUUUGUCAACUUGAUGAGUAACAAGAGAUCCAACAGCUUCCGCCAAGCCAUUUUGCAAGGGAACAGGAGGCUAUGCAGCAAGGCCCUCCUGGAGGAGACGGGACUCAGCCUUUCUCAGCGGUUGAUUCGGCACGUGGCGUAUGAGACGUUACCCCGCGAGAUAGACCGGAAAUGGUACUAUGACAGCUACACCUGCUGUCCUCCACCUUGGUUCAUGAUUGCCAUCACAAUUGUAGAGGUUGCCUUCUUCCUUUACAAUGGAGUGGUCCUGGAUAGGUUUGUGCUGCAAGUCACCCAUCCCUUCUAUCUGAAGAAUUCAUUAUUAUAUCAUCCUCAACUCCGUGCCCAAGCCUGGAGGUACCUCACCUACAUCUUCAUGCAUGCAGGGAUAGAACACCUUGGACUCAAUGUUGUCCUUCAGCUUCUCGUUGGAGUUCCCCUUGAAAUGGUUCAUGGUGCGACCAGGAUCGGAUUUGUCUAUUUUGCUGGAGUGGUAGCAGGUUCCUUGGCAGUGUCCAUCGCUGAUAUGACUGCACCGGUUGUGGGUUCAUCUGGAGGGGUGUAUGCUCUUAUUUCUGCUCAUUUGGCCAAUAUAGUGAUGGUAAGCCCUGGAUUAAGUAGAACACAGAUUGCCUUUGAGACCCGAAUGUGCUGUUUAUUGUGUAUGGAUUCAUUUAUGUGACAGCUGAACUGUUGUUUUCAGUCCAGCCUGAACAAAUAACAGCAACAUUUGC